Molecule: messenger RNA, 2052 nt
Organism: Chelmon rostratus (copperband butterflyfish)
Lineage: Eukaryota; Metazoa; Chordata; Actinopteri; Chaetodontiformes; Chaetodontidae
Gene: slc6a1b
Product: solute carrier family 6 member 1b
Exons: 14
Coding region: 5-1822 (605 amino acids)
Biological process (GO): neurotransmitter transport; sodium ion transmembrane transport
Cellular component (GO): plasma membrane; axon; cell surface
Molecular function (GO): gamma-aminobutyric acid:sodium:chloride symporter activity
Source: RefSeq, a predicted model, not a curated record
GACCAUGGCCACCAACGGGACCAAAGCUUCGGACGGACACGUCUUAACGGAGACGGUGAACGACGCGCCCACCACCACGCCAAACGAUAAACCCAAAACCUUGGUGGUGAAAGUGCAGAAGACGAAAAAUGAGAUACCCGAGAGAGAGACGUGGGGUGGGAAAUUUGACUUUCUUCUAUCUUGUGUCGGAUACGCCAUUGGACUCGGAAAUGUCUGGAGAUUUCCUUAUUUAUGUGGAAAAAACGGAGGAGGGGCCUUCUUGAUUCCCUACUUUUUGACCCUUAUAUUUGCUGGCAUGCCCCUGUUCUUUCUGGAGACGGCGCUUGGUCAAUACACUUCUAUUGGAGGGCUGGGAGUGUGGAAGCUGGCCCCCAUGUUCAAAGGUGUGGGUCUGGCUGCUGCUGUUCUGUCCUUCUGGCUAAAUAUCUAUUACAUUGUAAUCAUUUCCUGGGCUAUUUACUAUCUGUACAACUCCUUCACAACUGACCUGCCAUGGCAGAGUUGUGGCAAUCCCUGGAACACAGACCGCUGCUACACUAACUACAGCAUCGCAGACACCAGAAACCUCACCAGCGCAGUGGUGGAGUUCUGGGAACGUAACGUGCACCAGCUGACCGAUGGCCUGGAGAAGCCCGGGGAGGUCAGGAUCCCGCUGGCUAUUACACUCGCCAUUGCAUGGGUGCUCGUCUAUUUCUGCAUCUGGAAGGGGGUCAGCUGGACUGGCAAAGUGGUGUACUUCUCAGCCACAUACCCUUACUUCAUGCUGUUCAUCCUGUUUUGCCGUGGCGUCACUUUACCUGGUGCAUUAGAUGGAAUCCUCUUCUAUAUCACACCGGACUUUGAAAAGCUUAAGGAGUCUGAGGUGUGGCUGGAUGCUGCCACUCAGAUCUUCUUUUCCUACGGGCUGGGAUUAGGCUCUCUGAUUGCUCUUGGCAGCUACAAUACCUUCAAUAACAACGUGUACAGAGAUUCUGUCAUUGUCUGCUGCAUCAACUCCUUCACCAGCAUGUUCGCCGGCUUUGUCAUCUUCUCCAUCGUGGGAUUCAUGGCCAGCGUAACAAAAAGGCCCAUCGCUGAUGUGGCAGCCUCAGGACCUGGUCUGGCAUUUUUGGCUUAUCCUGAGGCCGUCACCCAGCUGCCCAUCUCUCCUCUCUGGGCCAUACUCUUUUUCUCCAUGCUGCUGAUGCUGGGAAUCGACAGCCAGUUCUGCACCGUGGAAGGCUUCAUCACUGCACUGGUUGAUGAAUUCCCACAUAUUCUCAGAAGACGUAGAGAGAUCUUCAUCGCAGUCGUCUGCCUUAUUUCUUACAUCAUUGGACUGUCCAACAUCACACAGGGUGGACUGUAUGUGUUCAAGCUAUUCGACUACUACUCAGCCAGCGGAAUGUGCCUGCUCUUCCUCGUCUUCUUUGAGUGCAUCUCAAUUUCAUGGUUUUAUGGUGUGAACAAAUUCUAUGACAACAUUGAGGAGAUGAUUGGCCACAGGCCCUGUUUGUGGUGGAAGGCCUGCUGGGUCGUUUUCACUCCGCUCAUUGUGGCUGGAGUCUUCUUGUUUAGUGCAGUGCAGAUGGUUCCCCUCACAAUGGGUGACUAUGUGUUCCCAGCCUGGGGCCAGGGGGUUGGCUGGUGCAUGGCCCUCUCCUCCAUGACCCUCAUCCCUGGCUACAUGGGCUACAUGUUCCUCACACUCAAAGGCACAUACAAAGAGCGUCUGCGGAUGAUGAUUAAGCCUUUGGUGCUGGUGAAGGCUCAGGAAAAUGGCCCAGACCAGCAGACAGAAAACCAGAGUCAGAACCCUGCCAACGAGGAAGCCUACAUCUAGAAACUUCUGUCUGUCUCUCCGUCUCAGUGGCCAGACCGGCGAUUUACACAGAAGAAACGUAAUCAAGGUUGGGAACGACCACCAGACUUCCAUGUCUGCUUUUAUUCACCUACCUCCUGGGGACACGUGAGACCAACCUGAUUACACAGUUAUUUUUAGGGGUUUUUCUGUUUGUUAUUUGUAUAAUACAGAGUUAUAAAACUUAUGAGGAAAAGCAAACCACCCAGCAA